UUAAUAAAACAACAACAACAAUUUUCAGCAUGUGAAACAAUAAUAAAUAAAAAAGGGACCCUAAAACACGUGUAAACAAAUAAAAAGAGUGGUCUAUCGGAAAAAGUUUGGCAUUUUAUUUAUUGCUAACUUACACGGGAACAGGAAAAAUGCCUAAAAAAGGAAAAAGGAACAUUGAUGUUGAAGAGAAAACUGGCCCACGGAAAAAGAAGUCAAAGGUUCAUAAGUGGAGUAGUGACUUUGUACCGGAGUAUGCCUCGGAUGAUGAGAAGUUGUAUGGAAAUAGUGAGGAGCCAGAUCCAGAUUCCAGGGAGUAUAUAUAUGAUGAUGUGGACGAAUUCCAUGCUAAUAAAGAAAAGAUUCUUCUAGAUAAAGGAUACAGGCAUGAUGAGGAAAUACAACAAUCUGAUGAGGAGGAAGUUCUAGCCUUGGACUCGGAGGAGAGUGACGAUGAAGAAAUUCGUAAUUUAAAGGCUCAGCUCAGACGAGUUAAACAAUUAGAGAAAAAAGAAGCCCUUGGUAGCGACCUUGAAGAUCAAUCUGGGGAUGAUGAUGAUGAUGAUGAUGGAUUGCCAGACCAGAAAGCGUGGGGAAGUAGGAGAAGUAAAUAUUAUGGAGAUGAUGAUAUUGAUAUGAAGGACAUGGAGGAAGAUGAUGCUGAGGCUGUCCUCGAGGAAAAAGAAGCCCUUAGGUUACAAAAACAGAUGGCAGAACAACUUGAUGACCAGGACUUCGGACUGGACAUCUUUCAGCCAUCAGAGAAAGUGAAGGAUACCUCAGAGAAAGAACAGAAGAUUGUAAAAGAUCUCUCCAAAUUGUCAAAGAGAGAAAAAAUAAAGCUGCUGAAGAAAGAGUCUCCAGAACUGAUCACCUUAAUUGAAGACUUUAAAUCUAAGAUGACAGAAGUACAAGAUAAGUUAUGCCCCUUGAAAGAUUGGAUAGACAGGAAGGACCUGAAAGGGAAAGCUGUUGAUUAUGUUCUUACAAAACUCAAACUUGAUUUGAAUUACUGCACCAAUAUUGUGUUCUACUUGAUGUUGAAAGCUAAACAAGCUCCAGUACAUAACCAUCCUGUCAUCAAAAGAUUGUUACAGUACAGAAAUAUAAUGAAGCAAUUGGAACCACUAGAUGAACAGAUGAAAGAGGAGAUAGAUGAAAUAGUAGAGAAACUUAACAAUGGUGAAGAUGUAGAAUUUGACAAGAACAUAGAGAAAACAAGAACUUUUGUCAGAAUUAAAGAAAAGGACAGAAAAGCACAUGCAAAGAAACAUAAAGAAAAGGUCGUAACUCCAGGUGCUGUUAAGGAAGAUAGUAAGAAUGAGAAGAGGUAUGAGACUAAAGGAGAGAGAGAAGCUUUAGAAUAUUAUGAAAUGAUGAAAGCUGGUAGACCCGAACUAUCUGAUGAAGACGAGGAACAAGACAGGGAAAGUGAUAAGGAAGGUGAGGAUAACAAUGAAGAGCAGGAUGACGGUGAUGAAGAUAUGGAUGGUAAAAGAGGAAUAUCUUACCAGAUUGAGAAGAACAAGGGGCUGACAGCUCACAAGAAGAAAGAGUUACGUAAUCCACGUGUAAAACACAGAAUGAAAUACAGAAAGGCAAAAAUAAGGAGGAAAGGACAGUACAGAGAACCAAGAACAGAGAUGCACAAGUAUGGUGGAGAGAUUUCUGGUAUCCGAGCUGGUAUCAAGAGAAGUGUAAAACUGAAAUGAUAAUUGUAAUGUAUUAACGUUUAGAAAAUAAAAACUGUUACAUAUU
Messenger RNA from Ruditapes philippinarum (Manila clam), 1755 nucleotides. RefSeq names its product something about silencing protein 10-like. Gene Ontology annotation, biological process: maturation of SSU-rRNA from tricistronic rRNA transcript (SSU-rRNA, 5.8S rRNA, LSU-rRNA). NCBI's taxonomy places the organism in Eukaryota, Metazoa, Mollusca, Bivalvia, Venerida, Veneridae. The record is from RefSeq and is a predicted model, not a curated record. Bases 150 to 1709 code for a protein of 519 amino acids. Gene Ontology annotation, cellular component: nucleolus; small-subunit processome. The transcript is spliced from 16 exons.